UCUCGCCCGGUGACGUCCACACUCUGCGCCUCGCUCGCACGUGGCGGGGGGGAAUGGAGGGCGGAUGGGGACGCAGCCCUGGGCCCGGCCCGGCGUUAGCGCUCCGCGGGACGCUGAUGGCCGUCGGAGGUGGCAGCCGGCUGCUGGCGGCGCGGAGAGGGGAGCCCGGGGAUGAUACUCUCUUUGUGUUUGACUGCGCCAAUGUGGAAAAGAAGGCCUUAGGAAAUAAAGGACAGGAUGGACAAGCAACAGACAAAGGGAGCGAUAACAUCCUAGCUUUUGCCUUCUCCCCAUCAGGAGAUUAUUUUGUCUUGACAGAUGACAACAAACAUCUGAUUCUGUUUCGGACUAAGCCUUCUUGGGAAUGUGUUAGCAUCAGGCCUGUGAAUAGGAGAUGCACUUCACUCGUAAUUACAGCUGCUGAGGAUAAGAUUCUGGUGGCAGACAAAUCUGGUGAUGUCUAUUCUUACUCAAUAACAGAACCACAAGCAGAAGGAAAAUUUGAACUGGGUCACUUGUCCAUGCUACUGGAUGUGGCACUGAGUCCCAAUGACCGGUAUAUCCUAACUGCGGAUAGAGAUGAGAAGAUCAGAGUCAGUUUGACUAAGGCUGCUUACAACAUUGUAUCCUACUGCCUGGGACACGAAGAGUUUGUAAGCAAAAUUUUCGUAGUACCCAACUAUCCUGAUCUUCUGUUGUCAGCUUCUGGGGAUUGCACUCUAAGACUUUGGAAGUAUGAAAGUGGGGAAGAGGUAUACUGCUGUCAUCUAAGCAGCGUCUGUGGGCCUGAAACAACCAAAACGGACCAGAAAUACAUUGUCUCAAGAAUAGCCUACUGCUGUCAAGGAAGUUAUGUUGCCAUACUAUGUGACUGUAUUCCCACAGUCUACAUCUUUCAGCUUGAUGCCGUUGCCCAGCAGCUAGUUUACAGAGAGCAAAUCUCUUUGAAGCACAAAUGUUGGGACAUUGCAUUUGAGGAAACAGGAGAAAUCUGGAUUCUACAGGAAGACAAUGAGGCCCCUCUUCAGUUGUACAGACCAUGUGAUGGACAGUGGAAGUCUGUAACUGAUGAUGAAGGAUUGCAGAAGAUGUCUAAAUAUCUUCUUGACAACUGGACAGCGUUUGAAGGGUUUGUUGGUGCAGAGAGCCACUACAGCACUCUCUACAAGGCUUCAUUUGAUAACAUGGCCGUCUACCUACAGAGGAAAGAGGAAAGGAUACAGAAGCAGAAAAAGAAAAGGCAGGAUCUGCAACAUGAUGCUAAUGGACAAACCAAAAAGAUCAAAACAGAAGAAUCAUCACUAUGACAGUCUGUUGUUGGCUUCUAACUUUUGCCUUGCUGAAAGGAACUGAUUGGGCUGUAGACUGUUUUUAAAAGGACAAAGGUUAAUGGAAGAAGAUUUGUUUAAACUCAGAUUCUGGUUUUCAGGCAGCCCACUGUGGCAAUAUCCCGCUUGCAGCAGGUAUCUUAUAUACUGUAUGUCUAAGCUUCUAAGAGCAUAAAAAUGUCAGCAGUUCAGUUCUAGGGAAUCUCUGAUGCAUGACGUAUGAUUACUGGUUAUUUUCCUUGAAACAGGAUUUUCCUUCUGCCUACUGUGUUCAGGCUUGCAUCUUCAGGUGAAAGUGCACUGAUUAAAAUUGACUUUUUUUUCUUUUUUUAAAAAUUCUGUUAGUUAAUGUAACAAACACAGCGUAACUGGCUACGGGAAAGGGAAUAUUGCAGAAUUCUUGCUGUCUGUGAAAGGUUUUAGCUGAGGCUAAACCAUCUGUUUUUACCCUUUAUCUUCCUUUUAAUAUGGUAAGACUUCUGCCUGGCUUCAAUUUAAUGCUUCUCUUUGGAGGAAGGAGUGCAGAAAUAGGUUUUAUACACUGAAAAGCAAAAGUGAAAAGUGUCAGUCAACUUUAUGCUAUUGGAAGAUCGUUCUAUUGCAGUAUGAUCAUAGUGUGUCUGUGAAGAUGAUUUGAAAGGCCUGUGAGCAGUGCUUGGGAGCAUGUUCUGCUUCACUCAACAAGAACUCUUUAAUGUUAGAUUAGCCAAGAAACACAUCUUUUUGAAAAGUUAGCAGUGAGAGCCUUCUGGGGUCAAUUGCUGCCUCAUCACAGGGCAGAAGAUACGUGUUCAUCUAACAGACGGCAUCUUGGCUGUAUGAAAUAUAGUAUACUUCAGCUGCGACUGUAGAAUCCAGGUGUUGAAAACUGUACAGUUCAUUAAAGAUACUCAGAAUUAGCCUUUGAGUCAUAAUUUGUUCUCCUUGGUCUCUAUAUUUCUGUGAUCUCCUGAGUAUGCAGAUGCUAAUGAAUUUUGCCCUCGAAGUUUAGGUAUAUUAAUGUUGAAGGUAUAGCUGAGAUGUGGCUUGUUUUGAGAGUAUCAGCCAUUCUGCCAUGAAGCAGAACUUGAGCUUACGUCCGCUCAGAAUUGCAGUGUUGUCCUUAUUCUGGGUCCCAGAGGCCAAGUCUUUCUUAUGCUGCAUGAUUUCACAUGGAUUUUCAUAUUAGCUUCAUUUGAAAAGUGCAUUUAUAAGGAUGAAGCAUUGUGCUCAUUGGUACAGAGCCAAUGGUUCACUUUCAGGGUCUGAUUUCUUUCAGUGAUUCCUUUUAGUAGAGGACCUGUUGCCUUGGAAGUAGUCUAUUUGGAUAAAUAUUGCAAAGUGUCAAGAGCGAUGUUGGCCAUCCUGAUUAAAGGUCUCAAUUCUGUCAGGAGCUGCCUUGCUGAUAAUGGAAGGUGAAGUAGUUACUACUACACACACAGUUAGUGAAAUAAGGAUGCAGUGCAGUGUCCACAGGGAUAUCUGACAUGGACUAGGAGCUAGACCUAAGAUAUACUGUAAUUUGAGUCUUGCAAAGGACAGCUGCAUGUGUGAAGUGCUUUCGCUGUAUUUGGAGUACUUAAAUGCACUGAUGCAACUCUGACAAUGCACAUUGUUCUUUUCAAGAAAGGAUGAGAAAUUGCCAUCUGAAGAGCCUUAUAUUAUGGGUAUGAAUUAUGACUUGGAGGCUGAAAUAGCUUCUGUACUGUGAUGGUUUGUUUCUGGGGGGAUUGUGUGACUCAUAUCCUAAGCUCUGCCUCAUAGGUUGUGAUGAACAGUAAGUUCUUUGGUCAAAUGCCCAGAGUGCCACCCCUGAGCGGAAGUGUUGCUGCAUUUCUAGUGCAUUUAUAUUCACCCUGCAGCAGGGAGCUGCCAGGAAACCCAGAGGGCAGAGGAGAUGCCAGGCAGCUCACAGCCAAGGCAGUAUUUGGGAGCUGCAUCCCACCUGCAACAUGGCGCAUGGUGCUGCUGGGUUGAGGACAUGGUCCCACUUGCAGCCUUUGGGAAAAAAAGGGUGCUGCAUUGGGGGAAGGCAUGAUGGUAAUCCAGCCCUGGCAGCUUCCAUGGUGGGGAGCAAGAGCUGGUCCUGAUACAUGCUCCUGAGCAUGCUUUCCUGCCUUGGCUCCUGCCUGGAGCCUUGAAGCAUGAGGAAGGGACUGAAGGUGCCACAGCAAGUGCGAACCCGUGGUCCUCUCAUGACUUUCCAUGUCUCAGCCAGGUGCUGGUGUCUCAAGCAGCUCUUUUUUGGGGCCUCCUGCAGCCCCUGUGUGCAUCCCACUGGCUGCAUUCCCAUUCCUCUUUCAUUGCUGCUCGCCCAUCUUGUCCGGCAGCUGAGCCCCCUUGGCAUGCCUGCCUUCUGUAGGGCUGGCCUGCUAACCAAAUCCCUCCCCAGCAGGAGGAAGUCAUGGCAGGGACAUGACUCUUGGUCUAUGUUGUGUUUGUUUUGUUGGGUUCUCUUCUCUUCUGCAAACUCCUCUGGUCUAUUGCUUGGUGUACUACAAAGCCACGUGUGUCUGCUCUUUUGCCAUUUCCUAGGGACUGCUUCACUUGAAAACUGAUUUUCUUUAUGAGAGAUGAAUGCAGUCAGAAGCUGCUGCACACUGAUAAGCCAAGGAGUCUUUAAAAAUGCAAGUAAGGGAAAAAGUUGAUGCAAUACUGAGUUUUAUUUCCUUAGCAUUUUAAACUGAAAUAUAUUUUCCUCUUUACAUUGCUGGGAUUUCAUUGAAACCCUUUCAGCAACAGAUCUUUGAAGACUGACCUUUUGUCUCUCCUAGCACGAAGGGAUCCUGAUCAAAUGCAGUCAAGUAGCAUGCUUUAGAGCAGCCCUUAUUUUUUUUAACAAAGCUUGCUUUUUCUUGCAGAGUAAAUAUGCUAUCUGUAAGCAAAAAAAUGCUCCUUUUUAAAAAAAAAAUGUAAAAAAAUAAAAAAUCCCAAUUCUG
Molecule: messenger RNA, 4246 nt
Organism: Numida meleagris (helmeted guineafowl)
Lineage: Eukaryota; Metazoa; Chordata; Aves; Galliformes; Numididae
Gene: WDR4
Product: WD repeat domain 4
Exons: 11
Coding region: 54-1307 (417 amino acids)
Biological process (GO): RNA (guanine-N7)-methylation
Cellular component (GO): tRNA methyltransferase complex; nucleus; cytosol
Molecular function (GO): tRNA (guanine(46)-N7)-methyltransferase activity; protein binding
Source: RefSeq, a predicted model, not a curated record